AGAAACAACAGCGCAAGAGAAAUUCCCCUUGCGGGUUCCCUGAAAGUGCUUCCGUGUAAGGACCAAUUUACCUGUCUGAGGGGGUUUGGGGUCUGUGUGUGUGUGUGUCUUAUCAAUGUCCCCUCCGUUUAGAAUAGCCUAGAAUGGAAUAGAAUAGAAGCUUGCCAAUUUCUCUCUCCGGGACCGCAACUUUCGAUCGAGGACGAGGACCACUGCAUCUGAAGGAAGCAGUCACUCACUGGACUGGACAACCAAUCCAUCAACCCCGAAAUUUCAAGGGUUCCCUUCCAAAUCGACCAUCUCCCCCGUCUACAGAUUCCAAUGAUUCAUUCGGUUAACGCAGCUGGGCAGGAGUCGAAUCGAAUCCAUUGAGAGACCCGACCCCACGACGGAAAUGGACAAGGAGACGGAGCUGCUCCUGCGCCUGGCCGCGAACCACCUCCACCUCGCUCAGUUCGAGCCCUUCCGCGCUAUCCUCCUCACCCUCCGAGCCAAGAACCCCGACCUCGCCCGGACGGUCCUCCAGACAAUCGUCGCCAACUCUGGCCGGUUCGACGAGGUCCUUUGGUCGCGCUCCUGCUCUACCCCUUCCUUCCUCACGUACUUGUCCGCUCUCGAGCUGCUCCAGUUCGAUAAUGCCAGCUCGGCGUGGAGCUUUGACUCGGAAGCCUUGCGGCUGCGCGUCGAGUUCCUCCUGUACGUGCAAAUUUUGUUCGAUCGGGUGUUGGAGAGAGUCAAGAAGGGGCCGAGCGAGGAUUCCGGGGAUGUAAAUAAUGAGCUGAGGGGUUGCGCGAGUGCUCUCGGCAAGGCGUUGGAAUUGGGGGUGAGGAGGUUGAAGGCAGAUGUAACAGAGGGUGGCGGUGAUGUAGAUAGGGCGAGUUCUAGUGUGGUGUCCGUGGAGGAAUCGGAGUUGACGUAUUUGAGGGUGGUGGUUUGGGAAUUCGCCGAUAUCUUCGACUCCUUGUGUUGGAGUGUGAAGCAGCAAUUGCAGGGGUGGGCUGUUGAUGAUUCGGGGCUAGCCCUGAUGGUGCAUAGGGAUGAAAAUGUGAGUAGGGACUACUUGCAGGAGGAGGAGGAUGUAAAGGUUAUGGGGUUCAUGCUGAAGAGAGUUCAGUUAUCCCAUUUGGAUGCGAUCAAGGAGUGUGUGGGGCAAGGUGACGAGGAAGGAGCAAUUAGCCGUCUUAAAUUUCUCCACCUCAACUAUAAUGUCGAGGAUGAACAAUACCGCACGGUCUUCCGAGAUCUCGUCAAGAUGAUUUUAUCAGGCAAGGAGGGUUUUGGAGACUCGUGGCAUGCUGUGCGAGAAAAAUUGUUUUGGAUGUACAGAGAAGCUCUUUCACCUGAUUCCACACGUCUCGUCCAAAUGAUUGAGCUUAUUCAGGAUGAACUGCUCUUGGAGGACAUUGAGAAGUGCAGAGCUCUCAAUAAUAAGGAGAUUCCACCACCACUUGAUGCUUUCCAGAAACUUCUUUUUGAAUCAGAGCCGGGGACUGAGUCGACUUCAAAGAUGUUGCUCACAAAGACGACAGUUAACGCUUGCAUGAGGGACAUGUACCAUUAUGCUCGAGUUUGUAGAUCUCACAUGCUGGAAUGUAACAUGGAUGCAGCAUUGUCGGCUGUAAAGAAGCAAGACAUUGAAGAAGCUAGCAAUGUUAUCGUGUUAUUUCCUCGACUUCAACCCCUAGUAGCUGCUAUGGGUUGGGAUCUGUUGCAUGGCAAUACGAAAGGACGCCGGAAAUUGAUGCAGCUAUUGUGGACAAGUAAGUCUCAAGUGAUUCGUCUGGAAGAAUCAUCUCUUUAUGGCAAUCAGUCUGAUGAGAUAUCUUGUGUGGAGCAUCUUUGUGAUUCUCUGUGCUAUCAGCUGGAUCUGGCCUCCUUUGUUGCUUGUGCGAAUUCUGGGCGAUCAUGGGACUCAAAGUCGUCGUUACUGUUGUCUGUUAAAGAACAGAUAUCAUUCACGGAUGAAGAUUCCUGUAUGGAUCCCUUUGUCGAGAACUUUGUGCUGGAAAGACUCUCUGUUCAAAGUCCUCUUAGGGUAUUAUUUGAUGUUGUUCCAGGCAUAAAAUUUCAAGAUGCUAUCAAAUUGAUCAGCAUGCAGCCAAUUGCUUCAAACAUAGCUGCCUGGAAGAGGAUGCAAGAUAUUGAGCUUAUGCAUAUGAGAUAUGCUCUAGAAUCCACAGUCCUUGCUCUUGGAGCUAUGGAAAAGAGCUCGCACGAUGGAAAAGAAAGCCACCAACAAGAAGCUGUUUGUCACUUGAAAGAUUUGCGGAAUCACCUGGAGGCAAUCAAUGAUGUUCCUCGCAAGAUAUUUAUGGUGAAUGUCAUCAUCUCACUUCUGCAUAUAGAUGAUCUGCCUCUUGAUUUGACCCAUUGUUCCUCCCCAAAAAGUCAUACUGGAUCAUCUACCACUUGCGUUUGGGAACACACUGAUCUUAAUGUUGGUGAGGGGGGAAAUCGAGUGGUUAUAUCAUUUACGGGGUUGUUACUUGAUACAUUGCGCCGCAAUCUACCAUCAACGGUAUCUGAUCAAGAACAUGCUCCAAAUGGUAGUAAAAGCCCCACUGCAAGACAGGCCUUAGAGUGGAGAAUUUCAGCGGUUAAGCGCUUUAUUGAAGAUUGGGAUUGGCGGUUGUCUAUUUUGCAGCGUCUUCUACCACUAUAUGGGCGCCAAUGGAAAUGGAAGGAGGCACUGACGGUGCUACGGGCAGCACCGUCUAAGCUACUUAACCUUUGCAUGCAAAGGGCAAAGUAUGACCUUGGAGAAGAAGCAGUAGAUAGGUUUGCAUUAUCUGCAGAAGAUAAAGCUACCCUAGAGCUAACUGAAUGGGUAGAUCGCACCUGUGGGAGAGCAUCUGUAGAAGAUGUUGUUUCUCGCGCCGCCGACGGUACAUGCAUACAGGAUCUGGAUUUUGCAUCGCUGCGUUCCAAGCUAGGUCCACUUGCUGCUAUUCUUUUAUGCAUCGAUGUUGCUGCAACAUCAGCAAAAUCUGCAAAAAUGUGCCAGCAGCUCCUGAAUCAGGCUCAAGCAGUUUUAUCAGAGAUAUAUCCUGGAGGGUCUCCAAAAGCAGGCUCCACCUAUUGGGACCAAAUUCAUGAAGUGGGACUUAUUUCCAUCUCUCGUCGUGUGCUUAAGCGCUUCCUUGAGUUCUUGGAAGAGGAUAAUCGUCCUGCUCUUCACACCAUUUUGUCUGGGGAAACUGUAUUCUCAUCCUCAAAGGAGUCUCAGAGGCAAGGACAAAGGGAGCGAGCUCUUGCCUUGCUACAUCAGAUGAUAGAUGAUGCUCACAAGGGCAAGCGGCAAUUUCUGAGUGGUAAACUUCACAAUUUGGCGAGAGCUAUCACUGAUGAAGAAACUGAACAUGAUUCAAGCAGAGGAGAUGGCAUAUAUUCGGAUCACAAAGGUUUUAUGCAAGAUACAGAUCGAGUUUUUGGGCUUGGAUUAAGAGCUGUCAAACAGAUAUUGAGUUCAGGGUCUGGAGAAAAUACUUCGCAGCCUAUUGAUUAUGAUGUGAAAGAGACUGGAAAGAGAUAUUUCGGUCCAUUAACUUCAAAGCCAACUACAUACUUAUCACAGUUUAUCCUGCAUAUAGCUGCCAUUGGUGAUAUAGUUGAUGGAACGGACACAACCCAUGAUUUCAACUUCUUCUCUGUCGUGUAUGAAUGGCCCAAAGAUCUCUUGACGCGUUUAGUUUUUGAUCGAGGUAAUACUGAUGCAGCUGGAAAGGUUGCAGAGAUAAUGCAUGCUGAUUUUGUUCAUGAAGUUAUAUCUGCAUGCGUGCCACCAGUUUAUCCUCCACAUUCUGGUCGUGGAUGGGCAUGUAUUCCAGUGAUUCCUGGCUCUUCCAAGAGUCGCUUGGAAAAUAAAGUACUUAGUCCCUCCAAAGAAGCUAAACCUAGCUCCUAUGGUUCCUCUUCAACUCCUGCUGUUCCACUCUACCCCCUUGAGUUGGAUGUUGUGAAACAUUUGGUGAAGAUAUCACCAGUGAGGGCUAUCUUAGCAUGUGUCUUUGGCAGCAGUAUAUUAUGUGGUGGAAGUGAUUCUUCCAUUUCCAGUUCGUUGGACAAUGGGUUACUGCAGUCUCCUGAUGCUGAUCAUAUGUUUUAUGAGUUUGUUCUUGAUCAGUCUGAGAGGUUUCCAACCUUAAACCGGUGGAUCCAAACACAGACUAACCUUCAUCGAGUUUCAGAGUUUGCUGUAAUGUCUUCUCAAACAGCUGAAGAUAGCAGAGUUGAACGUGAAACCAGAACUGCAAUCAAGAGACUGCGUGAGCAUGACAGUGAUACUGAGUCAGAACUUGAUGAUACUACUGCUGCUGGCAAUGUCUCGGCUACUUCAGUAGAUCUUCAUAGUGAAGUUGUCGAACAUUGUGACGGCGCUCUAAAGUCUGAAUUUGCUGACUUGGGUCCCACAGCUUUCCUUUCUUUUGACUGGGAGAAUGAAGAACCUUAUGAGAGAGCAGUUGACAGAUUGAUUGAUGAAGGCAAGUUAAUGGAUGCUCUUGCACUUUCGGAUCGCUUCCUUCGUAAUGGGGCCUCAGACCGUUUACUUCAGUUACUAAUUGAACGUGGGGAGGAAAAUCAAUCAGCAUCUAGUCAAGCUCAAAGCUAUGGAAGCCAUAGCAUUUGGAGUAACAGUUGGCAAUAUUGCUUGCGGUUGAAGGAUAAGCAGUUGGCUGCUAGACUUACACUCAGGUACAUUCAUCGCUGGGAGCUUGAUGCUGCUUUGGAUGUUCUCACCAUGUGCAGUUGUCAUCUGCCUCAAACUGAUCCAGUCAGGAAUGAGAUUUUGCAUAUGAGACAAGCUCUGCAGAGGUACAGUCACAUACUGAGUGCAGAUGAUCACUAUAGCAGCUGGCAGCAGGUUGAAGCAGCAUGUAAAGCAGAUCCAGAGGGCUUGGCGCUUAGAUUGGCUGAGAAGGGAGCUGUUUCUGCUGCUUUAGAAGUGGCUGAAAGUGCACGGUUAUCUAUAGAUCUGCGGAGAGAGCUCCAGGGUCAGCAACUUGUGAAGCUUCUUACUGCUGACCCUCUGAGUGGUGGAGGUCCAGCGGAAGCUUCGCGCUUUCUUUCUUCACUACGUGAUUCUAAGGAUGCUUUACCUGUUGCCAUGGGUGCAAUGCAGCUGUUACCCAACUUGCGGUCCAAGCAGCUUCUUGUUCACUUCUUUCUCAAGCGCAAAGAUGGGAAUCUAUCGGAUGUUGAGGUUUCAAGGCUUAACUCGUGGGCCUUGGGUCUUCGUGUUUUAGCUGCCUUACCGUUGCCAUGGCAGCAGAGAUGCUCCUCACUGCAUGAGCAUCCCCAUCUGAUAAUUGAAGUUCUUUUAAUGGGGAAGCAACUCCAGUCUGCCUCACUGAUCCUCAAGGAAUUUCCUUCACUGAGAGACAAUGCCAUUUUUGUUGCAUAUGCUGCUAAAGCUGUUGCUGUUAACAUCAGUUCUCCCUCCAGGGAAGUUUGUACUUCUGUAGCUAGCACAAGGCCAAGGCCAAGGCCAAAAAUGAAAUCUGGUGGUUUGGCAAAGUCAUCUUUUUCUAGCAGUUUAAGUAGCUUGCAAAAGGAGGCUCGCCGAGCUUUUUCUUGGGGCCCUCGAAAUGGGGGGGAGAAGGGUGUCCCAAAAGAUAAUCAGCGGAAGAGAAAGAAUUCUGGAAUAUCUCCAUCUGAGAAAGUUGCUUGGGAAGCAAUGACGGGUAUACAGGAAGAUUCUAUGGCACCUUUUUCUACUGAUGGGCAAGACCGGCUUCCACCUGUUUCAAUAGCUGAUGAAUGGAUGCUUACUGGCGAUCCAAUCAAGGAUGAGGCUAUUAGGUCCUCACAUCGAUAUCAAACAGCCCCAGACAUUACUCUAUUUAAGGCACUGCUUUCUUUGUGUUCUGAUGAAAUGGUUUCUGCCAAAAGUGCUAUGGACUUGUGUGUUAACCAGAUGAAGAAUGUUCUGAGCUCCCAACAGGUGCCGGAGAGUUCAUCCAUGGAAAUGAUUGGACGGGCAUAUCGUGCGACAGAGACAUUUGUGCAGGGUUUAUUUUAUGCCAAAUCCCUUCUAAGAAAACUCAGUGGUGCAGCAGAAUUGCCUAUUUCUUCUGAAAGAAACAGGGAUACUGAUGAUACAUCGUCUGAUGCUGGUAGCUCAAGUGUGGGUAGUCAGUCCACAGAUGAGCUCUCUGAGCUCCUGAUGCAAGCAGAUGUGUGGUUAGGCCGGGCAGAGCUGCUUCAGAGCCUCCUAGGUUCUGGAAUUGCGGUUUCUGUUGAUGAUAUUGCAGACAAAGAGUCUUCUGGGCGGCUUCGUGACAGGUUGACUGCAGAUGAACGCUACAGUAUGGCCGUUUAUACUUGCAAGAAGUGCAAGAUAGAUGUUUUUCCUGUUUGGAAUGCUUGGGGACAUGCUUUGCUUAAAAUGGAGCGGUAUGCACAAGCUCGAGUGAAGUUCAAGCAAGCUCUUCAAUUGUUCAAGGCUGAUCCUGCUCCAGUCAUUCUAGAGAUAAUUAAUACUAUUGAAGGGAGUCCACCGGUUGAUGUUUCAGCAGUUCAAUCUAUGUAUGAACAUUUGGCUAAAAGUGCACCAGCAAUUAUGGACGAUUCACUUUCUGCUGAUUCAUAUCUAAAUGUACUAUACAUGCCAACUACAUUUCCACGUUCCGAGGGCUCUAGGCGGUCACUUCCAUUUUCAGAUAAUUCUGCUCGAAGUGUGGAUUAUGAUGAUGGACCUCGCAGUAACUUAGAUAGCAUUCAAUACCUUGAAUGUGUUACCUAUCUGCAAGAUUAUUCUCGGCAACAUCUACUUGCCUUUAUGUUUAGGCAUGGUCAUUAUAAGGAUGCAUGCAUAUUAUUUUUCCCACCAAAUGCUGUCCCUCCACCUCCUCAACCAUCAGCUUACGGAGUUGCCGCUUCUUCCUCUUCAUCUCCCCAAAGGCUGGAUCCUUUGGCAACUGAUUAUGGGACAAUAGACGACUUGUGUGACCUUUGUAUUGGUUAUGGAGCCAUGUUUGUGCUCGAAGAAGUGAUUGCAAGUAGAAUAUCAUCUGCAAACCCACAGGAUACAGCAGUGAAUCAGCAUUCAAUGGCAGCUAUUGCCCGAAUAUGCAGUUACUGUGAGACUCAUAAACAUUUCAACUAUCUGUACAAGUUUCAGGUUAUUAAGAAGGACCACGUGGCUGCUGGUUUGUGCUGCAUUCAGUUAUUCAUGAAUUCCGCAACUCAAGAGGAAGCUAUAAAACAUUUAGAACAUGCAAAGAUCCAUUUUGAUGAAGGCCUAUCUGCACGAUGCAAAGGUGGCGAAUCCACUAAGCUUGUUACGAAGGGUCUUAGAGGAAAGAGUGCUUCUGAGAAGCUUACUGAAGAAGGACUUGUCAAGUUCUCUGCUCGCGUUGCCAUUCAAAUGGAUGUUGUGAAAUCAUUUAAUGAUUCAGAAGGGCCUCAGUGGAAACAUUCACUUUUUGGAAAUCCAAAUGACCCUGAAACAUUCAGGAGAAGAUGUGAGAUUGCAGAGACUCUGGCAGAAAAGAACUUUGACCUGGCCUUUCAAGUGAUAUAUGAAUUCAAUCUUCCUGCGGUCGAUAUAUAUGCUGGGGUAGCUGCAUCACUUGCUGAGAGGAAAAAGGGGGGACAAUUGACAGAAUUCUUGAGAAACAUCAAAGGGACUAUUGAUGAUGAGGAUUGGGAUCAGGUGUUGGGGGCUGCAAUCAAUGUAUAUGCUAACAAGCACAAGGAACGGCCUGACCGUCUUAUAGACAUGCUAACCAGCAGCCACAGGAAGGUGCUCGCUUGUGUGGUUUGCGGUCGUCUCAAGAGCGCUUUCCAAAUUGCUUCACGGAGUGGGAGUGUUGCUGACGUGCAGUACGUGGCACAUCAGGCGUUACAUGCAAAUGCACUCCCAGUGCUGGAUAUGUGUAAGCAAUGGUUGGCCCAAUACAUGUAAUUCCGAUUUGCUGCUGAUGGAAGAUAACAUUAGGGUUCAACCCGUGAAUUACGUGAUUAAUUUUGUCUGACCCUUUUCCAAGAAGGGGAGAACAAGUUUGAGACGCCUCAGCUUUGGGAUGAGCAGUGUGAUUAUGGCUUGCCAGAGCAGAUUCUGGCUGUAUAGUCACUGUGCAUACUGCUGCCAAUCUUUCCCUGUUUUUGUAAGGAAAGAUUUUUGUUGUUUUUAUCGUUUUCGAGAUGUAAAGGUAAUGUUUUGGAUGUAGAAUAUUUCUGUCAUAUUCGGCGGCAUGUUCUCGGCGUUGGUGGAGUCUCACCCCCGGGGAAGACAGUUUUGUAGUACUUUGGGAUGCAGGUAACUUCUUUGAUGUGGUGAUACGAUUCAUUGAUUGGAAUAAAUGAGAUUUGCCUUUUCAAAAA
Molecule: messenger RNA, 8325 nt
Organism: Punica granatum (pomegranate)
Lineage: Eukaryota; Viridiplantae; Streptophyta; Magnoliopsida; Myrtales; Lythraceae
Source: RefSeq, a predicted model, not a curated record